CUUGCAAUUUGUUGUAUUGGAUGACUGCUUCCGACUGAAAAAUUAAAUAAUAAUACAAAAAUAGUUCAAAUGGAAAUGUAAUUUGUUUACAAACAAUGCUGUCAUUCCGUCACGCAAGGAUUUAAUUCAACAAAUAAUUAUAAUACAGAAUGGACCGUAACAUGAAAAGCUAAUCCUUUGAUUCACAUACUAAACCUCGCUUUUGUCAUCCCGUGCAGGAAGUCAUGACAUUCCCUGGGCAAUAACAAUGGAUGGCAAAAACAACACAGCCGCGCUGUGACCAAUGCAAUGACCUCCUGUGCUGAGCUGGUUUGCACCAGUCGAGCUCUUCUUCUCUUCAAGUCGUUUGGAUUUGCUGGAACUGUUCUCAUACUCCUCGCAAACUUGCGACUUGACACAUUUGUGCUGUAGAGGCGACGAGACAACAUCCAAAAUGAACAUGAAACUUGAAAUGAGCAACGUCGGCCUAAAAGUUGGGGAUCAGCUGAAGAUAAAAGGAGAGAUUCUGCCUGAAGCUGAGCGAUUCCAGAUUGACCUUGGCUAUGAUGCAGAGGACCUGGCUCUGCACUUUAAUCCCCGUUUCCAUGAUGACACGGACGGAGCCGUCGUGGUGUGCAACUCAAAGCUUGCCGGUGUGUGGGGGGAUGAGAAAAGGGAAAUGCACAACCCCCUGCAGAGAGGCACGCAUGUUAGGAUUGUGCUGAAGCUUGCCGGUGACAUGUUCGAAGUGGAACUCCCUAAUGGACAUGAAAUCCAGUUUCCCAACCGAGUCGAUAUGGACGUCAUCAACUACUUCAGAAUCACAGGAGACUUCAAACUUACCUGCUUAAAGAUUUGCUAAGCUCCAUCCAACCAUAAUGGCUGCAUGUUGGUCCCAAUUUACUUCCUAAAUCUCAAUGCAACAUUUAAAUACAAUUCAAAUAUUCUGGUAAUACCCCAUUGACAAUUAUGUUUAUUUCUCUGUAGUGCGCCUAAAACAUGCAGUACAACUUAAUACAUUGUAUGGCUCAGAUUGGGGAGGGGGGGGGGGCACAAUAUACUGUUUGAUUGACUGUUCUGGAAAUGCAUUAAAUGUGAGAAACAGCCCAAAGCCGCUGACUGAUUUUACUAGCUGCGUAAGUAAAAUAAUAUAGCCUAAUUAACAAACGAGCUAACGAUGCAAGAUAUGCUAAUAAUUUAUAUAUAUAGCUGUAUAAAUAGAAAUGAUUAUCCACACAAUAUCAGUAUCAAAAUGUGAUAUCGUUCAAGAUUAAUAUCAGAAUUUUUCCCGAUCAUGAAAAUCGAUAUUUAAAAACAAAAUGCAGUAUACCGAUACACAUAUCGGUAUCGGAAAUGGAGAUUUGGGCAAUGUCGGUGUAUCGUUUUUCAGCAUAAAAGCCAAUAUACCGUAUUUUCCGGACUAUAAGUCGCACUUUUUUUCAUAGGUUGGCUGUUCCUGCGACUUAUACUCCAGAGCGACUUAUACAUGAAAAAAGUGUUUAUGUUAUGUUAUGUUUAUUUUUUGUGUAGCUGAAUAAGCAUUGUGUUAGCAUAGCUUACACCUAUUCAGCCUGUUAUAUAUUCGUUUAUUAUUGUUAGAACUUGCCUUCCAAGAUGGUGUAAUGUCUGUUUUGGUCAAGUAGUUGGUAAAAUAAAUUACCUGCAAAAAAUGCGACUUGUAUGUAUGUUUUUUUUAUACCUAAUUAUGCAUUUUUGGCCUUGUGCGACUUAUAGUCCAGAAAAUACGGUAUAUAACUUGGUCUUUUUGUCCUUCAUUUUUGCUGUUUUUUUCAU
This is a messenger RNA of Doryrhamphus excisus (bluestripe pipefish), 1773 nucleotides long. RefSeq names its product galectin-1-like. Lineage: Eukaryota; Metazoa; Chordata; Actinopteri; Syngnathiformes; Syngnathidae. The record is from RefSeq and is a predicted model, not a curated record. Gene Ontology annotation, molecular function: carbohydrate binding.